ACUAGCCAAGCUGUUAGAUUCAAUUUUAAGUGUUUUUUACCAAUUAUAUUUGCUUAAGAUGACAUCGACAACAGCUGAAAAUAUUCCACCAGAGGAGGUGAUCCAAAUGGGUAUCGAAGUGAAAGUUGAAAGCGAGAUUUCGGAAGCCCCGUCGCCUAUACGGACGCCACUUGCAGAAAAAUUCACGCUGAGGUCAGGUAAUUCGCACAUCUCAGACAGGAGAACACCACGGGCGAGCUUGAAAAGAAAGCGCAUGGAAGAAGACGGUGAUGCUCGGAAGAAAUUUUUGGAAAUAGCAGAAAAACAGGCAGAUGCACUAAAGAUGCUAGCCCAAUCGAGUGUAGAAACCGUAGAAGUCGCGAAACAACAAGCAGAUGCUUUAAAGAUCUUAGCCGAAAGCAGCUCUGCAAGUGCCCAGGCGAAUAAAAUGAUGGCGGAGGCAAUAGCCGUAUUGGGGAAUGGUUUAAGCGCUACCGCGGAAACAUUCAACAAUCUAACGCCAAUCAUAAGCCAAAUAAUCAAAGGACAUACUCGCACUUUUUAAAUAAGUUUUUGAUCAUAAAAUUUCACAGUUCUGAUUAAAAUUACUAAUUCUUCUUUAUCGUUUGAUUUAACAACACCAAAAUUAUUGUCGUUUAGAUUGCUAUAAUCGACAUCGUAACCAAUCAGCUGAUUUUGUCUUGUCGAUUUUCGUAAUCAAAUGGGUUACUGAAUAGCAAAAUCGUAAAAAUUGUGGUUAAGGAAAGAUAACAAA
Messenger RNA from Anastrepha ludens (Mexican fruit fly), 754 nucleotides. RefSeq lists its product as uncharacterized. The record is from RefSeq and is a predicted model, not a curated record. The transcript is spliced from 5 exons. Lineage: Eukaryota; Metazoa; Arthropoda; Insecta; Diptera; Tephritidae. Bases 59 to 544 code for a protein of 161 amino acids.